UGAUUCGUCAAGUCGCGAAUACUAUUCAUUUUCAAGACACUGUCCAUUUUCGGUCAGGAUUUGCCCUUUGGAACCUUACGAGUGGGACUGUACAUAAAAUAGAGUCUAUUUACGACGUCUACAUAAAUCUUUUAGCUUUCGAUGGCUUCGCUGACCCGGCUCGUGCGUGCAUUGUCCGCCGAACCGUGGGUGCCCGGUGUGUGGGCAGGUUGUGUAGCUCGCUCAGCGUUCAUUUCUUCGUGUGACUCUGUGAAAUCACACGGAGCGCAAACGGCAGCUCCACCUGUACCUUCGAGCAUUCGAACAAUUCUGAGAUUUCAAUCGCAGUUCACUCGAGGCGUAAGGAUGACGGACAGUGAACAUCCGGGGACCAUGAUGACGUCAUCAAGAGAAUCCGAAAAGGAGUUUCUCAGUAAAGUCUUUGACCUGAUUCUAAAAGAAGGAGUGGAGAAACAACUCAACGGGGACUGCAAAGUUGUGAAUUUUAAGCAUCCCGAAGAACUGCUCAAAACUUUUGACUUCAAACUUCAAGAUGACCCCGAGACGACAGAACGACUUCUGGAGCUUUGUCAAGAUACUUAUGACUACAGUGUGAAGACAGGUCAUCCUCAGUUCUUCAACACAAACUUCAAUGGACAGGACACAUUUGGUUUGGCCGGCGCUAUGAUCUCAGACUCACUCAACACAUCUCAGUAUACCUUUGACAAUGCUCCAGUGUUCACGCUCAUGGAGCACGAGGUAUUGGGUAAAAUCAGAGAUCUUUGUGGUUUCGAGUCCGGUGAUGGAAUACUGACUCCUGGUGGUACGCUAGCGAAUCUAUUUGCAGUUAAUCUUGCUAGAUAUCGAAUCAACCCUAAUUUCAGAAAACAGGGAAUAUAUGGCUCCAAACCAAUGAAGAUAUUUGUAUCAGAUCAGAGCCACUACUCGUUUGUAAAGGGUGCUGUUUUCAUGGGUAUUGGAACUGACAACCUUGUGGUCAUACCAACAGACGACAGAGGGAAGAUGAUCCCUGAAAAGCUGGAAGAAGCCAUCAUUUUGGUGAAGGAACAGGGCCACAUUCCAUUGAUGGUAGCGGCCACGUGUGGUUCCACGGUCCUGGCCAGCUACGAUCCUCUGGAGCCCAUAGCCGACAUCUGUGAAAGACACGGGGACAUCUGGCUGCAUGUAGAUGCCGCAUGGGGCGGAGGGGCCAUGAUGACCCGGAAGUACAGACAUCUGCUCAAAGGCAUCCAUCGGGUCAAAUCACUCACAUGGUGUCUGCACAAGAUGAUGGGAGUACCGUUUCAGUGCACGUCUUUUGUCGUUAAUGGCAACAAGGACUUAAUGACCAAGUGCCACGCUGCCAAUGCUGAGUACCUGUUCCAGCCUGACAAGUUUUACGAUGUCUCCUACGACACUGGAGAUAAGACCCUACAGUGUGGUCGUAGGGUGGAUAUCUUCAAACUCUGGCUGAUGUGGAAGGCCAAGGGCAACAAGGGAUUCGACGCAGAGACUACUCACAAAUUUGAUAUGGCCAGGAGCCUAGCAGAUCUCAUCAAGAAUACUGAGGGCUUUCAACUUGUUCAAGAGCCUGAAUGUACAAACGUUUGUUUCUGGUAUAUUCCUGAAUGUCUGCGAGGCAAAGAACAAAACGCAGAUUACUUCAAGCGACUGAGCAAGGUUGCGCCUCAGGUCAAGGAAGCCAUGACCCUCGAGGGUACUAUGCUGCUCACGUUCCAACCAAACGAGGUCAAGUCACAUGUCAACUUCUUCAAAGUCGGUAUCGGUAGCGCCAGAAUCAAAGACGAGAACCUGGCUUUCAUUCUGGAAGAGAUUCAACGAUUGGGGAAAGAUAUCAAGGUUUAAACCGUAUCUCUACCUCAUAACCACUGUAAAAGUACUGUGGUUUUACUGUGGUUCGACAGGGCACCACUACAAUGUUUACCACGGAGUUACCAUAUAGUACUGUAAUAAUACCAUGGAGUUACCAUAUAGUACUGUAAUAAUACCAUGGAGUUACCAUAUAGUACUGUAAUAAUACCAUGGAGUUACCAUAUAGUACUGUAAAAUUACCAUGGUAUUACCAAGGUUACCAUGGUACGGUGAAACAUGUAUAUAAAGACCACUUAAGGGAGACAAGAGAAGGGAAAGGAAAAAUGUGGUCUUUGUAGAUGGGUGGCCUUUCUGUACAGGUGGUCGCUAAAAACCAGGUUGGAAUUUACAUGCAUUUUGGAAGGGAACAGUGAAUUGAUUUGUCAAAGUUAUUUCAAUAAUAUAUGCCUGAAAAUUUCAGAUUAUUGUUACGACUGGUGAUAUAAACUUUCUGAUCAUGAGCUAGCUAUGACAAUUAGACAUUAAACAAAAUAGUAUAUUUAAAACAUCUGAUGUAAAAUUGCAGCUGGUAUCUAACUAUGAAAAAGUUCUGGCAUUUCAAACUCCGUUCUCUACAUUCAAGGAUUAAAUCUUUAAUUUUUACAUAUUAUGUUUGGAAAGUUGGCCACAAGCAAUUCAAAGCACCAUAUUGCAUUGGUGUGAUUGUCAGCUUCUUUGUUCGUUCUCGUGAGAAUUUUUUCUUUGGUUUUUCAUCAC
Molecule: messenger RNA, 2568 nt
Organism: Strongylocentrotus purpuratus (purple sea urchin)
Lineage: Eukaryota; Metazoa; Echinodermata; Echinoidea; Camarodonta; Strongylocentrotidae
Product: cysteine sulfinic acid decarboxylase
Exons: 13
Coding region: 142-1845 (567 amino acids)
Biological process (GO): carboxylic acid metabolic process
Cellular component (GO): cytoplasm
Molecular function (GO): pyridoxal phosphate binding; carboxy-lyase activity
Source: RefSeq, a predicted model, not a curated record